Dalotia coriaria is the source of this 940-nucleotide messenger RNA. Its product is annotated as very long chain fatty acid elongase 7-like. The coding region runs from base 102 to 875 and encodes 257 amino acids. The record is from RefSeq and is a predicted model, not a curated record. Gene Ontology annotation, biological process: very long-chain fatty acid biosynthetic process; sphingolipid biosynthetic process; fatty acid elongation, monounsaturated fatty acid. The transcript is spliced from 5 exons. Gene Ontology annotation, cellular component: endoplasmic reticulum membrane. Gene Ontology annotation, molecular function: fatty acid elongase activity. Lineage: Eukaryota; Metazoa; Arthropoda; Insecta; Coleoptera; Staphylinidae.
AAUAUUAUUUAUUGCUAAAGGAAAUUAAACGUAAACGGUGUUUAGUUGAGUUGUUUCCAUCGUGACACCAUAGUCAAAAUAAUAUUAAAAAAGUGCGCAAUAUGUGGAAAUUAUUCCUUGAUGAUUAUUCAGAUAAAAGAUUGAGUGAUUAUCCGCUCAUGGGUAAUUGCUCGACACUGAUCGGAAUAGUGGCGUGUUAUUUACUUUUUGUGCUGAAAUUAGGCCCGGCUAUGAUGAAAAAUCGUCCGGCGUUUAAUCUACGCACAGUUUUGCUUGUUUUCAACGCUGUGCAAAUCAUUAUGUGUUUGUAUAUCAUCACUAUGAUUGUUAAAACUAUUCCGUUGAAUGCUUUCACUUGCAUGACGAAUCAAACGACAAGUCCGAGUGAUUUGGUUUUAUUGAAUGUCUCAUACCUUUAUUGGGUUAUUAAGCUUAUUGAUUUGUUUGAUACGAUAUUUUUUGUUUUACGUAAAAAAUUCACGCAAAUUUCAACGUUGCAUGUUUACCAUCACACUUUGAUGGUUUCCGUUGGCUGGAUAAUUAAUAAAUAUUAUCCUGCCGGUGAAUUAGUGUGGCUAGGAUUACUCAAUAGUAUCGUGCAUGUUUUCAUGUACUUUUAUUACUUUUGUGCGGUGAUGUUCGAUGGCAAAAUUACUAUUUGGUGGAAAAAGUAUAUCACACAAGCACAAAUCUUACAAUUUAUCACACUGGGUACAAUUUACACAAUAAAACUAUUCGAUUCAACUUGUGAGUACCCCAAAGGUAUGCUGGUAUUCCAUCUUGGUCAAGUAUCUCUUUUGUGUUAUAUGUUUGUAAAUUUUUAUUACAACGCAUAUAUCAAGCAGAAAAAAACAACAAUUAAGAAAGUAGAUUAAAUUUUUAAAAUUUUUCGUUGAUAAUGUACUAAUGAUAAAAUAAAGUUACACAAAUUAUUCUAUUA